AUGAACCGAAUCCAUCGACGACGGGCCCUCCUUCUCCUUCUCCUUCUCCUUCUCGUCUUCUCUCUCUUCUCGACCUGGCGUGUUCUCACUCUCCCCGGCCCGCACUCCACCGACCAUGUCGUGCGGUUGUUCGAACGGGCGCUUCCUAUUGACGCGCGUUCUCUGACUGCGAUUCUCCCUGUCUCAUCACCGCACAAUCUCAGUGCCACCCUGGCGCCCUUGCUCGAUUCUCCCACCAAGCUUGCCCGUGUGAUUCUCGUCUGUCCCCAACCCAUUCUCUCCGAUGUCAGAAAGACACUUGCCCAACUUGUCUACACCGGUUCUCAUCAACACCCUCAAUUCUCUUUGUAUCCUGCCUCACACUUGCACUCCCAUUCUCUCAUUUCUCUUGCAGCCUCUCGCGUCAAAUCUGACUGGAUCUUGUUUCUCAACGACGAUGGUCUCGCUGGUGUUGGUAAGCGUACGAGAGACAUGCUCCUCAAUCCACUCGCUAUACCCUUGCCUCUCGGUCCCACCGGCGCCAUCUCUCGUCGCAGCACAUCAUGCACGCCUCCAGCAAGCGUACCGUACCCCGCGUCCCAUCUUUCUCCCCCUUUUGUUGCACCUCUCUCUGUCUUUCAUCUCGCUGCCAAUCUUUCGACUUUGGGCUAUAAUCAUCCCUGGCUCGAUCUAGCCAAUCUCGUCUCUCGCUCCCGCAGCGAUCAUCUCGCAGCCGUUCUUCUUAAUCUCGACCAUCUCACUUCAAACCCGUGUCCCGCUCUGUCCAUCAGGCAUUCCCUUCCUACUACCUUGCAUCCCAACUUCAACCUCUCCGCAAAGUAUGCAUCCCUAGCCGCAGACUGGCAACAUCCUCAAACCUCUCCUCACGGUACAUUCGCAUUGGCUUUCCCGACUGUCAGUGACCUCUAUGCCUUCUUGCCUGUCGCGUGCCGACUCUUCAACACCGGCUAUUCACUCAAUCUUCUCCUCUACCGCCCAAACCACCUCCACUUUGAAAACGCAAACGGCACCCACGUCUGGUCCGACGACUGUCGCCUCUCUUACGACGUCCUAUCAAUCAACUCGCCCUCCUUUGCGCACUGGCUCGCCUCUCUUCAACAUCUACCCGACAUCAUCGUCGCCCUCACAGAACAAGACUCGGUCUCUUCUGGCAUUUCCACCACCCUCCAACACGAGUCUUACAACCACAUCACCCUCGUCCGCCUACCCCGCGAAGACAUCCCCCACUCGUACUGGAUGGGCUCUCUCUCUCUUCUCGAGUGGCAAAACUGGAACGUCCCCGAAAUCGCCAUCAGCGUCAUCACCACCAACAGACCCCGCUCCCUCCACCGCCUCCUCCUCUCCCUCUCCCACUCUCUCUACUUUGGCGACACCGUCCUGCUCCGGAUCAACAUCGACCAAUCCCCCGACCCAGACCCCGACACCCUGCGCGUCGUCCGCGACCUCCACUGGGCACACGGCGACGUCGUCGUGCACCACCGCGUCGUCCAUGGCGGGCUGCUCCCCGCCGUCGUGGAGGCGUGGUAUCCGCAUCAUGACCAUUCGUAUGGCGUGUUGUUGGAGGAUGAUGUUGAGGUGUCGAGGCUGUUUUAUGCGUGGGCGAAGAUGGCGGUGUUGAGGUAUAGGUACGGCGACCCGAGCAACCUCUCCCCCCAGCUCUUCGGCAUCAGCCUCUACCAGCAAAAGAGCAUCGAGCUCAGACCGGAAGGCAGACGCCCCUUUGACGCUCGAGCCCUCUUCGCCGCGAACGGUUUUGAGCACCCUGCGACGCCUUAUCUGUCGCAGAUCCCGUGUAGCUGGGGAGCGGUGUAUUUUCCGGAGCAGUGGCGCGAGUUUCACGAGUAUCUCGCCGUUCGGUUCUCUCGCACUGGCCCUAGCCCUAGCUCUGGCAUCAACGCCGGCAUCCCCACGCAAGACAUCGUCCCCGCCGUGCGCUCCAACAAGUGGAAAAAGUCAUGGAAGAAGUACUUUAUCGAGCUCGUCUACCUCCGCGGGUACGUCAUGCUCUAUCCGAACUAUGACGGCUAUGCGUCGCUCUCGACGAACCACCUCGAGGUGGGCGCGCAUGUGAGGGAGAUGGGGAGGGGGGAGUAUCUGCGCAGGAAGGAGAUGUUUGGCUUGCCGUUGAUGGCGCUCGGUGGUGCGGCACUCGUCGACUUGCCGGCUCGGACGCUCCCGCCGUGGCGUCGACUCCCCGUCUUGAACCUCACCGGCUGCCUCUCGACCGUGGACGAGCUGAUCGGGCAAGGCGCCGCGCGACGCGCCGACCUGUUCGACUGUCAAGGCCCGGCGCUUCCGUACGAUGUCCCGAGCCUCUUUUGCGUCCAUUAG
Serpula lacrymans var. lacrymans S7.9 is the source of this 2331-nucleotide messenger RNA. RefSeq lists its product as uncharacterized. Bases 1 to 2331 code for a protein of 776 amino acids. Lineage: Eukaryota; Fungi; Basidiomycota; Agaricomycetes; Boletales; Serpulaceae. The record is from RefSeq and is a predicted model, not a curated record. The transcript has 3 exons.